UCGCGUAAUCUGACCGCAGAACAGUCGGUGGAGCGUCCUGUGUUCUCCAGCACGGAGCGCAGAGCAGCGGAGACAAGAGGAGAGCUAGAGCAGCUCCGAGCAGGCCCGCCAUUUCAGUGAAUGCCUUUAGUGCUUUCACUCCGAAGGGUGGCGACUGGCGAAACCAGAGGGGAGGAGAAAGACAGGGAUUCGGAGAGCACCCGCGAUGAGAGAUGAGUCAGCUUGGAGACCUUUAGGAAACAUAUUUACCGGUUUUACUAUGUAGCGAGCAAGUAACACUCAGCAUUUUUCCCUAAAUAUAGGAUUCUACGUAUCUAUCUGUGGUCUUGCGAUACGUUAUUUAUCCUUAUAGCUACCUUUCUCGCCGCCUCGACGGUCUAUUUCAAAUCGCCACUUAGGCUGCUCAAUGCCAAUUUACCGGCAAGCACGUCAGUGGAAAUAUCAUUGUCAGUUUCAUUCCGAAAUUUGAAUAUAUUAUCAGUACACUCGUCUUUGUCUACAAACGCGAAGAUGUCGGGGCAGAGCAUUACGGACAGGAUAACUGCAGCUCAACACAGCGUUACCGGAUCAGCCGUCUCCAAGACAGUAUGCAAGGCGACAACGCACGAAAUUAUGGGCCCCAAGAAAAAACAUUUGGACUACCUGAUCCACUGCACCAAUGAGAUGAAUGUAAACAUCCCCCAGCUGGCUGACUCCCUGUUUGAGCGGACCACCAACACCAGCUGGGUGGUCGUCUUUAAGUCUCUCAUCACCACACACCACCUCAUGGUCUACGGCAACGAGCGCUUCGUCCAGUACCUGGCCUCAAGGAACACACUAUUCAACCUCAGUAACUUCUUGGAUAAAAGUGGAUUACAAGGGUACGACAUGUCAACCUUCAUCAGGAGGUAUAGUCGCUACCUGAAUGAAAAGGCUGUGUCAUACCGGCAGGUGGCAUUUGACUUCACUAAAGUAAAGCGUGGGGUGGAUGGUGUGAUGAGGACGAUGAACACAGAGAAGCUCCUGAAGACGAUCCCCAUCAUUCAGAACCAGAUGGAUGCGCUGCUCGACUUUAACGUCAACGCUAAUGAGCUCACUAACGGGGUCAUCAACGCAGCUUUCAUGCUGCUCUUCAAAGACUCCAUCAGACUCUUCGCCGCCUAUAAUGAAGGCAUCAUCAACCUGCUGGAGAAAUACUUUGACAUGAAGAAGGUGCAAUGUAAAGAGGGCCUGGACAUUUACAAGAAGUUCCUGACCAGGAUGACCCGCAUCUCAGAGUUCCUCAAGGUGGCCGAGCAGGUGGGGAUUGAUCGAGGGGACAUCCCAGACCUGUCCCAGUUCACGGUGUGUGCUCCCAGCAGUCUCUUGGAUGCCCUGGAACAGCACCUGGCCUCUCUGGAGGGAAAGAAGGUGAAGGACUCCACAGCAGCCAGCAGGGCCAGCACCCUGUCCAAUGCCGUGUCCUCUUUGGCCAACACCGGAAUGUCCUUCACCAAAGUGGACGAGAGGGAGAAGCAGGCUGCGCUGGAGGAGGAACAGGCGCGCCUCAAAGCUCUCAAGGAGCAGAGACUGAAGGAGUUGUCCAAGAGGCCGUCAUUUGCCACCACAGACACAUCUCCCGUCGCCACCACAGGGGGCAGCAUCAGCACAGCUCCAGCCAUCGACCUCUUCUCCACGCCCAGCUGCUCCAACGGUGCCCUGAAGAUGGAGAACGACCUAUUUGACCUUCAGACGACCUUCCAGCCCCCAGUGCAGCCCAGCACCAGCAUGGCUUCUGGUUGGGGAGACUCUUUCGGCUCGUCCACCAUGCUCCAGCACCUCCCCAACCCAUCCCCCUUCCAGUCUGAGCCCUCUUCUGUAGCUGGCCUCUUUAGAGGGUACUCCAUGCCCCCCGUGAACCAGCCCCAGCCCAAUGCCCCUCUCCAGGUGGACUUUGAGUCGGCGUUCGGCUCCAAAGCAGGCUCCAGUAGCCAGGACUUGGAUGACCUCGCCAGUGGGAUCCUGAAACCCACCAUGGUGUCCACUGCCCAAGGCCUCGUCCCCAACAUGCCAGAGAAGCUCGUAUCUGACGACCUGGACUCCUCCCUUGCCAAUCUGGUCGGCAGUCUAGGGAUUGGAAAUGGCACCACGAAAAAUGAUAUCCACUGGGCUUGGCCGGGGAAAAGCUGGGGAGGGAUGAACUGGCAACCCAAAGCCGCUCCCACCACCACAUGGAAUCCUGUUUCUAUGGCCCCCUCUGUCAUGGCGUUCCCCGCCACCACCCCCACUGGUAUGAUGGGUUAUGGCAUGCCUCCUCAGAUGGGCUCCAUGGCGAUGAUGACCCCGCCCACCAUGAUGUACUCCCAGCCCGUCAUGAGGCCGUCCAACCCGUUUGGCUCCGUAUCCAGUGCACAGCCCUCGGCUGCCUCUAGCCCCUCCAGUCAAAGUCCCCUCCGUGGCCCAGGACAGGAUCCCUUUGCACAGCUCUCUCUCAAGGACUUCUUGUAGAGCGUCUCUUAGAUGCAGUUCAUGUAAGCUGAAGGAUGAAGAUCUCCUCUGAAGUUGAAACCCCCUGCCCCACCCCCCUCCCCCCUCUCUGCCUGGGCCCUGAAGGAGCUGUACUCGUCACACGAUCAAACAUCAGAAAUAAAACACUCCACACCCCCAUCCUGGACGGGAGCUUGUGAGCGCCUGCGUGUGUGUGUGUGUGUGUGUGUGUACCAGAGGAGGAGGAGGAGCCGGCGGUGGUUUUUGUAAAAGGUCUGAGAUCACACUCUCUGCUGCUGCAUCGCCCCUGGCAACUCUUCAUCCUCAUCCUCAUCCUCAUCCACUUAAGACCCUGUGAAGACAGUCAUGGAUGCCCAGACACUUUGAUAUUAUGUAUUUGGAACUCUAGUUUGAUGUUUUGUUCUAUUUUUGUUUGUUGCCUCCCAUCUCUCUCUGACGGACAAGUAAGGUGGUUCCCUUAGUAACUGAAGUUGACACUGAAACGU
This is a messenger RNA of Alosa alosa (allis shad), 2951 nucleotides long. RefSeq names its product phosphatidylinositol binding clathrin assembly protein b (gene picalmb). Bases 511 to 2466 code for a protein of 651 amino acids. NCBI's taxonomy places the organism in Eukaryota, Metazoa, Chordata, Actinopteri, Clupeiformes, Clupeidae. Gene Ontology annotation, biological process: clathrin coat assembly; synaptic vesicle budding from presynaptic endocytic zone membrane; clathrin-dependent endocytosis. The transcript is spliced from 22 exons. Gene Ontology annotation, molecular function: clathrin heavy chain binding; 1-phosphatidylinositol binding; SNARE binding. Gene Ontology annotation, cellular component: clathrin-coated vesicle; extrinsic component of presynaptic endocytic zone membrane; synaptic vesicle. The record is from RefSeq and is a predicted model, not a curated record.